Messenger RNA from Symbiodinium natans, 1326 nucleotides. NCBI's taxonomy places the organism in Eukaryota, Dinophyceae, Suessiales, Symbiodiniaceae. The record is from the annotation of a GenBank genome assembly.
AUGGCUUUGCCCGAUGACGCGGGCUUCGGCGCCGGUCUUGCGCCCAAGCUGCGGCGGCCGCAGCGCAACGCGCGCGCAGACGACAAGAACAACAUCUACCUCGUUGGCCACGCGGCCUUUGGCCAGGGACUCACGCAGCUUGAGUGCUACGAGUUCGAGGACGCCGCCACGUCACUGGAGGCUGCAUGGGCUGUCUGGAAGGACGUCUUCCUCGGAGCACCGACCAAGCCGAUGCCCAUCAAUGCCGCAAGUUCAGACGAAGAGGAUGAAGAGGAGUCCGAGUCUCGCAGUGGGUCAGACUCGGAGACCGACUCCAGCUCCGAUCGCCUUCCCGAGCGCCCGCGCCGCAUUGGCGCCAACGAGGCUGCCGCAAAGGCGUUCUUCAAGGCGAAGAGUUGCGGCAACCAAGGCGCAGGCGUCGGCGCCACUUUUGCCCCUGGCUUGGGCAAGACAUCUUCCGCCUCAGGUUCAGAGAGCGGCGCCCGGCCGCGUAGGCGGCGGCUCCCGCGGGGCUUUGCGGACGACGGCGAGUCUCCGCCGCCCCCACCCGAUCAGGACGAUCGUUUGGGGGUCUGGCCACCACCUCCCACAGUCGACAUUUUUGCUGAGGCUCUGACAGAUGCCUUGGUGCUGCGAGUAACAAGGGCCACGGAGGAGGAGGCGCUGUCUUGUGCCCUGGAGGCACAGGGGGAGCUGAUGGCCACUGCAGGACAGGACUCGGAUUCUGACGACGACGAUGAUGACGAUGAAAGCGAGGCUGAGGAGCUCAGCACAGCUGCCUACAACCGGCGGGCCUACAGGGCCGACGUGAAGCUCAUGGGCCAAAGGGAGCCCUCCGAUGGCGCCCAGGCCCUCAAAAGCUCGCCCAGCAAGGAUCCAACGCUGCAAGACAGCUCCGGCGCGAAACCUCAGUUCCACCACUACCGCCGCUUGAUGCGGGGCCUUUGCCACUGUUACGUGCGGCUCAGGCGCUGGGUCGAUCUGGACCGUUUCAUCGAGGAGGCGCUGCCCUACUUCCAGGAAGUUCGGAGCCUUCAGAAAAAGAAGAUCCCGCAGUUCCGCACCAAAGACCGGGAGGAGCUUUGGAUCACCCUUCAGAUGCAGCGGGCCGCGGCGUGCAUUCUGAUUGGCAGAGAUCACUACGAGAAAGCCGACAAGUUCCUCACGAACGUACGGCGGGUGCAGCCGAAAGACCGCGUGCUGCAACGCACCAUUGACAGCAUCGCAUUCCUGCGCGAACAGCUCAAAGACUCGGGUGCGGGAGACAGUGCAGCGAACGAGGACGCCCUGCUGACGCAAGCCUUCCUUGCUAUGCGCUGGGGCUAA